CUCUCUCUCAGGCAGAUCUCCAGAAGGGAUUAAAAAUCCUUCCUUUUUUAACUCUCUUUCCUCGCGCUCCGGUCUCGGAAACCCUGGGCUCGAGCCGUGACACUUCGGAGAUCACAUUCGAAGAGUCCGUCUCUGGAUUGAGGAAAUGUCGUACCCGCUGGAGCAGCAGCAGCAGCAGCAACCGCCGCCGCCUCCACCAAUGUACGAGGUGGUGUCGAAGUCAAGCGGCGGGGGGUCGUACGGGCCGGUGAUCGGCGUCAUUGCCGUCAUCGCCGUGCUCGGCGUCAUUGCCGGGAUCGUGGGCCGGCUCUGCUCCGGGCGGAGGAUAUUCGGGUACGGCUACGACUUCGAGGGGUGGAUCGAGCGCAAGUGUGCCUCGUGCAUCGACGGGAGAGUCGAGCUCCGCCCACCUCCGCCGCCGGUGGCCUCGCCGGCGGCGGUGCCGGGUGCGAAUGGAGGCGGCGGUAGUGCAACGGCGGCUCCGCCGGUGGGAACGCGGCCGGAGGGGAAGCAGGCGGAACGGCUGGCGCGGAACCCGCCACCGCCGGCGGCGGCCGCCGAGACCUGAGCGUGUUCUCGAACUAUGUGUGGAAUGGGGUCCUUCUUCCUUAUUCCUUUUUUAAAAAAUAUUUAUUUCCCCUUUUUUUUGGGUUUAUGUUUGGUCUUUUGGGAGUCUCUUUUUGUUUUUUGUUUUCCAUAUGGGUUGUGGUUACAUGGAAGCCAUGGCGUCACAAAUCAAAAAGCUGAGGUCUUCCAUGGUGAUGUUAUAACUUGAGUUGAGAUGGAAAGGAUUGGGUCUUUGUUUC
Messenger RNA from Elaeis guineensis (African oil palm), 806 nucleotides. RefSeq lists its product as uncharacterized. The record is from RefSeq and is a predicted model, not a curated record. Lineage: Eukaryota; Viridiplantae; Streptophyta; Magnoliopsida; Arecales; Arecaceae.